CAUAUAAGUCAAAGUGUAACAUAUAACUUUCAUCAAAGAGAAAAUAAUCAUUUUGCAUUGAACAGGCAAUAUAAAUAUGUAAAAGGUCUGACAUGAAUAAUUUGUAAUCAGACCUCUGUGAUUAAUAGUAGGCAUUAUACAUGGAAUAGAAAUUAAUGCAUUUUUUCAGUUAUAAUUACUUAAUGCAUUCUAAUUUCAAAUUAGUUAGGCAAUAGAAAUUUUUUCUUUUGUUUAAUGAUCCUAGACAGACUGUUGUCUGCAACAGUGGUCUACAUCUAGUAUGUUGGUGCCUUUUCUUUUGUGAGAGAUAGUUAUUUCUUUAGUACCAGGGUGUCAACCCCUUGUUGCCUUGUUUCUUCUGGCCCAUAAGGAGCAUCAUAAGAUUUAAACCCUCAUCCUCUUGCCUAAGAGGAAGGGACACAACUUUUAUUUUUUUGAAAUUAAAAAAAAAAAAAAAGAGGAGGGGACACAACUAACUCAAGCGGUGAGAGUUGGUUUGCUUUGGUGCCUUGUCAAUAUACUUCCUUUCUCUCCAAAAAAAGAAAUUGCUAGUGUCUAUUUUUUUAAUUUUAAAAAAAUAAGUAAGUGCAUUCAUCAAAUAAACAAAAGUUCUCCUUAAUAGCAAGCUUUUGUUUCCUUUGAGGGGUUUAAGAAGUGGACAUGAUUAGCAUAGAUGUGCUUGUGUUUUCUUUAAAUUCAUAAUAUGACUUUUGUUCUUAUAAUAGAUUCUUUUCGUAUCUUUAGGAAACAUGCAGCUCUUGUUGCACCAUUUGCAUGUUUAUCAAUUAUUUUCUAUUUUGAAAAUCAAUUGUGCAACGGAUGCAUGCGGGACUUAAGGAGCUAGAUACCAUCAUCAUUGAUUUUUCUUUAGUUAUUAUUAGCAUUGCUAUCUGCAAGAAAUAUUAUAUGUUCUAAUUUAUACAACGUCAGGAUGCAACGUAAUAAGGGUCAAUUUACUUCUUCCAAGAAGUCUGAAGGCGGUUAUAAUUGGGGUGCUGUCCAGGAAUCUGGACAAGAUGAUAGCCAGUUGGAGACAUCAUGUACACAUUGUGGCAUCAGUUCAAAGUCCACUCCGAUGAUGAGGCGUGGUCCAUCAGGUCCAAGAUCACUUUGCAAUGCAUGUGGGCUUUUUUGGGCAAACAGGGGUACAUUGCGGGAUCUUUCCAAGAAAACUCAGGAUCAGACUUUGACUCCUAUUGAGCAGGGGGACGGUGGUGGGAAUGAGGCGGGGCCUGGUACUGCUAUCCAUGCACAAAACAGUCUAGUUCCUUUCUCUAAUGGUGAUAACUCGACUUUAAUAGCUGAGCAUUAAGUUAUCGUACGAGAAAAGCCACAGGAGCUUGGCAUGUUUCUAGGAGUUGCUCUAGAACUUUGUUUAGCUUGUCCCAUAUGUACAGUUACAAUAGUGCCUUUGAGUAUGUGAGGUUACUCGUUUUGCUUUCACGAGUUACUUCGCAUGAGAUUACUGCAGGAGAAACUUUGGAUGUAUCACAAAAUUAGCUUCCGUCCAUCUUGCUUAAGUGACUGUCCAUAUGCUUUAAUGACGUUAUCACAGAAAAAUCAUAUAGUUUGUUCCUGGGAGAAAUUACAAUAUCCUUAUAGGACUCGGAUCAAGUUACACCAGCUUUUUUUCCUUACAAUGUUAUAGCUUUUUUUGGGGGGGAAUUAACCCUGGUUCAUGCUGUUGAAUCCUUGACUGUGUUUAAAUUUUCCUAUAAAUGAUCGCUCUUAGAAGUGUUAAAAUAGAAAACAUUCCUGAUAAAA
Carica papaya (papaya) is the source of this 1764-nucleotide messenger RNA. The record is from RefSeq and is a predicted model, not a curated record. Lineage: Eukaryota; Viridiplantae; Streptophyta; Magnoliopsida; Brassicales; Caricaceae.